Triticum dicoccoides is the source of this 730-nucleotide messenger RNA. RefSeq lists its product as uncharacterized. The record is from RefSeq and is a predicted model, not a curated record. The coding region runs from base 42 to 455 and encodes 137 amino acids. NCBI's taxonomy places the organism in Eukaryota, Viridiplantae, Streptophyta, Magnoliopsida, Poales, Poaceae. The transcript is spliced from 3 exons.
CAUCCCUGUUCCAGAUCGAUCUCUGGUGCCGGCGGCGAACCAUGGCGGUGGCGGCGCUACGCAACCUGGCCGCCAAGAUACGGAUCCCCGGGCCUGCCGCCCUUCGGGCUUCGCCUGCGCCGGGUCCUCUGGCCAUCUCCCACUCCACAACUCCAAAGAGUGAUCUCGAAAAGGCUCUUCUCCUAAGAAACAAUAUUGAAUCUGCUACAUAUGUGGAUCUUCACUCUAGUGCAGAGGUGUUAGGCAAAUAUUGUGAGCACACUGAAGAAAUCAUCAAACAAUAUUCUGAUGUACAUGUGGAGGUUGGAAACAAGAUGCGUACACUUACGUUGAAGUAUUUCUUUACCUGUGUCGCAAUCUGUUUCACUGAUUCUAUGAUAAGCAACAAAGAUGAAGUCGUCCUUCAGGAGCGUCAAGGUGAAGGCGUGGUGGUUCAGGAGCGUCAAGUUGAAUGAGCGCAUAUCUCUUAAGUUAUUGCCAGCUCUACUAAGUUAUUACUGUUUUAAGGGGCUAUGUAUCUCUGUACUCCUAACUUAUGGAUGCUCAACAGCUCAAGGCAGCAGUGGUAUAUGUGCAUGCCAGCUUGUUAUGUACUGUAUUUGACUAUAUGUGGUUGCUUAUGUAUGUCUGUAGUACCUUCUCAUGUAAUAUACACUAGGCAGCAGUUAUAUGUGCUUUGCCGGCUUGUUAUGGAUUUGGCACCAGUUAUAUGUGCUUUGCCGGCUUGUUA